AUGACGCGAAAGCACUACCCGCUGCAGACGAACGCCUUCCAGUGCCCUUUGCUGAGCGCCAAGGAUGAGAGCCGGCUCAUCCAGAGCGGCGAGCACGCGCUGCGGCAGUUCCUCGACCGCAUCCUCAACCACAACGACGCCAUCACGUGGACGUCGGCCGGCGAUCAAAACGGCGUCCGCCUCCUCGAGGGCGCGUCGCCUACCUUUGCCAAAGGUCUGACGUGCCUUCGCGCGAUCUCGCAAGUGAAUGCGACGCUUGAGGAGGUCGCGCUUCUCCACGCCUUCGAGACGCGCGACAAGUGCUUCGAGUACAUGCGCCACUACGCAAGCGACAUCCUCGACAUCAUUCCGCUCUACAGCCUCGUGAAGCGGACGUCCGAGCACCCACUGCGGCAAAUGUACGUCAAGUGGGUCGCCGUCGAGAGCCCCGUGCCCAUGAUCAAGAACCGCGACUACCUCUACAUUGAGGCUCAAAACGAGUUUGAAAUGAGCAACGGCCGGCGCGGCUGGGCGUACUGCCAGUCGUCGUUGACCCUCGGGUGCUGCCCGUCGUUGGAGGCGACGAGCCUCAACUUGAUCCGCGCGACGCUCGACCACACGGGCUGCGUCUUCUUGGAGUCCGAGACCCCCGGCGUCCUCGACGUCAUCUACCACAUGUCGACGGACUUCAAGGGCGCGAUCCCGCCAUGGGUCAUCAAGAUGGCGCUCAAGCGCCGGGCGCGCAAGAUCACCAUGAUCAACGACUACGUGCACGGCCUCCGCCUUGCGACGCAGCCACUCCGGAGCAAGGACGACGUCAAGAAGGCUGCGAAACCCGCCAAAAACUGCACGAUCUGCGCCAAAUCGUUCCGCUUUCAUCGGCAAAAGGCCUGCCAAGCCUGCAGCAACGCCGUGUGCACGAGCUGCAGCCACUCGUGGCGCGUCAAUGGCGGCAUCACGGGUCCGACGCGCGCACGCAUCUGUACCUACUGCUCCGACAGCGUCCGCGACGGGCAAUGGGAGCAAAGUAUGCUCAACACGUGUCGCUCCGGCACGUCCGACUCGACGGGUGCGUGGACCAACUCGAGCAAUGGCGUGCACCGACACCCUUCGCCCAACACGGACAGCGGGCCACGGCCGAUCCACUUGUACGACGAUAGCGAGAACCGGUCGAUGCACCGCCGCCGAUCGUCGCAGCGGCACGAGUCCGCACCGCGCAUCUCGCCGCCCAACAAGCCAACACCGUCGACGGCGACGACGACGGCGCAUAGCAGCAGCAGCGCUGCAGCCGGCAGUAGUAGCGAGGGCAUGGACCUCUCGUACUUGAGCUGCUACGGUGUCGAUGUCAAGCCAGCGCGCGCCGCUUCCGAGCGACCGCUGGCGCGAAGUGUUUUGGUCGAUUAG
This is a messenger RNA of Saprolegnia parasitica CBS 223.65, 1383 nucleotides long. RefSeq lists its product as hypothetical. The transcript is spliced from 3 exons. Lineage: Eukaryota; Oomycota; Saprolegniomycetes; Saprolegniales; Saprolegniaceae. The record is from RefSeq and is a predicted model, not a curated record. Gene Ontology annotation, molecular function: metal ion binding; lipid binding. Bases 1 to 1383 code for a protein of 460 amino acids.